CAUGUGUACAGGAAAUGGCUGCCUGUGCUAAGCUAGGCUGCAGUUCUCUGUCUUGUUACAAAUUUAGCCUUUUCUUUGUUGUUCUUGCGACGUAGAAUCAGUUUCGGACCACCUGGUUGCCAGGUAAGAUAUUUCCUGAAGCAAGUCGAUCAACUUACCAGUGCUGCAGCAGAAAAGAAGAUUUCAAGAAACAUGGCGGAAAAUAUUGAACAUAAACUCAAUGAGCUUGAUGUGAGGCCUAAGAGCUGCCGCAGUCGAAGCGCAGAUAGAAAAGAUGGCUAUGUAUGGAGUGGAAAGAAACUUUCUUGGUCGCAUAAGAGUGGACAUUCGUCUGACGGAGAUGCACUAAAUGACAUUGAUAAGCAAGAUGGUCCAUCCAAGAGCCAAGAGAGAAAGCACAGUUGUUCAUCGAUUGAACUUGAUUUGGAUCGUUCAUGUGGGCAUAAGCUUCUAGGAAAGUCUCUGAAGCAGAAGUUACAAGAUGCCAUGGGGCAGUGCUUUCCCAUAAAGACAUGCAGUAGCCGUCAUUCAUCUGCACUGUCUUCCAAAAGAAAAAUUCUUAUCAGUGAACUGAUGUUAGACAAAUGUCCUUUCCCCCCAAAAUCCGACUUAGCAUAUAGGUGGCAUUUAAUUAAAAGACACACUGCUCCAGUAAAUCAGACAAUGGGGGAGUGGGUAGUUAAUGACGUACCUCAAAUAGACUGCAAGGAACGACCACAGAGAGAGCAUGCUGAUAAUGGAGAGGACCUUUUGUCAGAUGAACAUCUCUCUUCUUGUGACAUAAGCAUGGCCACUGCAGACUCUGUUACAACUAAAGUAUCGAGGCGUAACAAAGAGGACAGUGACAAUGACUCAGAUGACGAUGUUGUAACCCUGUGCACAAGUUCUAGAAAAAGGAAUAAACCUAAAUGGGAAACAGAUGAAGAGAUAUUUCAAGUAGAAACCCCUCCAAAAUACCAUACUCAGAUUGACUAUGUCCACUGUCUUGUCCCAGACCUCUUACAGAUUAAUAACAAUCCUUGCUACUGGGGAGUGAUGGAUAGGUACGCUGCUGAGGCUUUACUGGAAGGAAAACCAGAGGGUACUUUUUUACUUCGGGACUCUGCACAAGAAGAUUACUUGUUUUCUGUUAGUUUCAGACGUUAUAGCCGGUCUUUACAUGCACGAAUUGAACAGUGGAAUCACAACUUCAGUUUUGACGCUCAUGAUCCAUGUGUAUUCCAUGCUCCAAAUGUUACUGGCUUAUUAGAACAUUACAAAGACCCAAGCUCAUGUAUGUUCUUUGAACCUCUGUUAUCCAGCCCUUUAAUCAGAAACUUCCCAUUUAGCCUACAACAUUUAUGUAGGACAGUUAUUUGUAACUGUACCAGUUAUGAUGGGAUAGAUGCCCUCCCUGUUCCGUCUUCCAUGAAACUUUAUCUAAAGGAAUAUCACUAUAAAUCCAAAGUGCGGGUCCGCAGGGUUGAUGUACCGGAACGUCAUCAAAAGUGAAAAUAGAAUUUUCAGAAGUGGAAGAUGAACAUUUAAAUAUAUUAUUUUUAACUACGUUCCUAAUAGAUUUGCUUGCAACCUAUCUAUUGCAAGCUUCCACGGACAUUGAAGGAUUUACUGGUAUACUUUUUAGUACUGUCCAGAGCAUUAUAUUGCACUUAAUGUUUCUGCACGGAGCUCUGCUUUCCAUACUUAUUUGUAAUUAUUUUCAUAAUGAACUACAUAGUCAUAAGAAGCGAUAGCCAACUUCCUAACACAUCAAUUUAUGGCUUUUAAACAAAUUAUAUAUUUUCUACAAAUGUCCAUUGUCACAGACCAGAUUUAGGGUAGGUUGCAGGGUACCCUGUCAGCUGUUCUCCCAUGAGUUGUGGCUAACCCAAAGCACACACUUCAUUUCUGCUUUUUCAGGUGCCACACAAACUAUUGCAGAGGACUGUAUAUGGCCCUCUGGCUAAUAAUUAGUCAUCUCUGGCUUAAAUGGUUGCUACCAAACCACUUUUAUAGAUUAAACAGUACAUUUAAAGGGACAUGGAACCCACAUUUUUUUCUUUUGUGAUUCAGAUAGCGCAUACAAUUUUAAAUCUUCUGAUGUAUUUCUUUUAUCUUGUUUUGUUAUGUUUAAGUAUACCUAGGUAGACUCACAAACUGCUGAUUGGUGUGGCUGCAUAUAUGCCUCUUGUUAUUGGCAUUCAGCUAGCUCCCAGUAGUGAAUUGCUGCACCUUGAACAAAGGAUACCAAGAAAAUUAAGCAAGUUAUAUAAUAGAAGUAAAUUGGAAAGGUGUUUAAAAUUGUAUGCUCUAUCUUAAUCAUGAAAGAAAAAUAUGGGGGUUCAUGUCUCUUUUUAAUUAGUGGUUUUUUUUUGUUUUUUUAUUAUUUUGCAGAUAAAAAGCAUAUUAAUAGAUGUUAUCCGUUUAGAUAGAAAUCUGCAUUCACAAUUACUAACUGUAUACAGCCAGUCUUGCUUACUGCUGUUUUGCAUCGUUAUAUUCCAAUUACCAUUGAGUUUUAUUUCUACUAUUGGUGGAAUUCAUUCAUUUAUGAAAUGUGGAAAAUGCUUUUUUGCACCAUUGAAUGCAAAUCUCUUUGUAUCAGAGAUAUUUGUGAUCAGUAACAGUGUAUAAUAUAUUUCCCCAAAACAGAUCAAAAUAAAUACUGUUAACCACA
Bombina bombina (fire-bellied toad) is the source of this 2656-nucleotide messenger RNA. RefSeq names its product suppressor of cytokine signaling 4 (gene SOCS4). Gene Ontology annotation, cellular component: phosphatidylinositol 3-kinase complex. Lineage: Eukaryota; Metazoa; Chordata; Amphibia; Anura; Bombinatoridae. The coding region runs from base 193 to 1491 and encodes 432 amino acids. The transcript has 2 exons. Gene Ontology annotation, molecular function: 1-phosphatidylinositol-3-kinase regulator activity. Gene Ontology annotation, biological process: phosphatidylinositol phosphate biosynthetic process; intracellular signal transduction. The record is from RefSeq and is a predicted model, not a curated record.